Microthlaspi erraticum is the source of this 2115-nucleotide messenger RNA. NCBI's taxonomy places the organism in Eukaryota, Viridiplantae, Streptophyta, Magnoliopsida, Brassicales, Brassicaceae. The record is from the annotation of a GenBank genome assembly.
AUGAGCGUGAAGGAGCAAGUGAUAGUGCCACUAUCUAUAGGAAGCUAUGAAGAUGAGAUUUUGUGUGAUGUCUUGCCUAUGGAUGCUGGACACAUCAUUCUGGGAAGGCCAUGGCAAUCUGAUAGGCGUGUCUUGCAUGAUGGCUUCACAAACAAGUACACCUUCCUUCACAAGGGGCGCAAGACCACUCUCAUUCCCUUAACCCCUCAAGAGGUGUAUGAAGAUCAAGUUCAGUUGAGUGGCCAAAAGACUAAACCUCAAGCCAAGAAGGAACCAACCAAAUCCAACAAGUCCUUGAACUAUCUGGCCAAAUCCAAACAGGUUAAAAGUUCCAUGUUCUCUAAUAAGCCUUUUCUCUUAUUCAUCUUUAAAGGAACAUUUAACCUCUUGAUUGAUAAUGCACCGGAGAUUCCGAGUGAGAUGUCCAAACUAUUACAGGAUUUCCAGGAUGUGUUUCCAGAGGAUUGUCCCAAGGGAUUGCCACCAGUCAGAGGCAUUGAGCAUCAAAUAGACUUUGUCCCUGGAUCCACUCUUCCAAACCGUCCAGCAUACAGAACCAAUCCAGUGGAAACCAAAGAACUCCAGCGCCAAAUAGAUGAGCUUAUGGAUAAGGGUCACAUCAGGGAAAGCAUGAGUCCUUGUGCUGUUCCUGUUCUUCUUGUGCCCAAGAAAGAUGGGAGUUGGCGCAUGUGUGUGGACUGCAGAGCCAUCAACAAUAUCACUGUAAAGUAUCGACAUCCUAUCCCUAGACUUGAUGAUAUGCUUGAUGAGUUGCAUGGUUCUAGCAUUUUCUCUAAAAUUGAUUUAAAAAGUGGUUAUCAUCAGAUUAGAAUGAAAGAAGGUGAUGAAUGGAAAACUGCAUUUAAAACUAAACAUGGUCUUUAUGAAUGGCUUGUCAUGCCAUUUGGUCUCACUAAUGCACCUAGUACAUUCAUGCGCUUAAUGAACCAUAUCCUGAGAAACUUCAUUGGUCAUUUUGUUGUGGUUUACUUUGAUGACAUUUUGAUUUACAGCAAGAACCUUGAAGAGCAUCUAGAUCACCUUGCAUCUAUGGAGUCAAGGUGGAUGAAGAGAAAGUUGCAGCAAUCAGAGAAUGGCCGAAGUCCUAAGACAGUGAGUGAAGUCAGAAGCUUCCACGGCCUAGCUGGGUUCUAUAGGCGGUUUGUCCGUGAUUUUAGUACCUUGGCCGCACCUUUAACUGAAGUCAUCAAGAAAGAAGUUGGAUUCAAGUGGGAGAAAGCACAGGAGGAUGCUUUCCAGGCUCUCAAGGAUCGCUUGACUAAUGCCCCUGUUCUUAUUUUACCUGACUUCUUAAAAACUUUUGAGAUUGAAUGUGAUGCUUCAGGUAUAGGCAUUGGAGCUGUCUUGAUGCAGGACAAGAAGCCAAUUGCUUUCUUUAGUGAAAAGCUUGGAGGAGCCACUCUCAACUAUCCAACUAUGACAAAGAACUCUAUGCCUUGGUCCGCGCUCUACAAACUUGGCAACACUAUCUCUGGCCAAAGGAGUUUGUCAUCCACACAGACCAUGAAUCUCUCAAACAUCUCAAGGGCCAACAGAAGCUCAAAAAGAGGCAUGCCAGGUGGGUUGAGUUCAUUGAGACAUUCCCAUAUGUCAUCAAGUACAAAAAAGAUAAAAGACUUGUAUGCUUCUGAUUCUGAUUUUGCUGAGAUCUAUAAGUCUUGUUCUAAGGAAGCACAUGGAGGAGGCUUGAUGGGACACUUUGGUGUGGCCAAAACACUUCAAGUUAUGCGUGAUCACUUUCAUUGGCCGCACAUGAUCAGAGAUGUGGAGAGGAUUUGUUCUAGAUGUGCAACUUGUAAACAAUCCAAAUCUAAGGUUCAACCUCACGGUUUGUACACUCCUCUCCCUAUUCCAUCUCAUCCUUGGACUGAUAUAUCUAUGGAUUUUGUGCUUGGAUUGCCUAGGACUAGAACUGGAAAAGAUUCUAUCUUUGUGAUAGUUGAUAGAUUGCAUGGCAUGCCGCGCACCAUUGUUUCUGAUCGUGACACUAAGUGUAAUAUCCCUCAUAAUGACGUAAGCGCGGCCGGAGCGCCCAACACGCGAAACCAACCUUUUCGCGCCCAAGGAGGUUAUUUUGUUCGCGGCCGGCCAUAG